Messenger RNA from Poecilia latipinna (sailfin molly), 1320 nucleotides. RefSeq names its product MAM domain-containing protein 2-like. Lineage: Eukaryota; Metazoa; Chordata; Actinopteri; Cyprinodontiformes; Poeciliidae. The transcript is spliced from 8 exons. The annotation marks the transcript as partial. Gene Ontology annotation, cellular component: membrane. The record is from RefSeq and is a predicted model, not a curated record.
GCAGUGUGCUGCCAGUCUUUGAGCUGGAGAGACACUCAGACAAACCCUGCAAACACUUUUUCUGGGGGAAAAAACAACUUUCUUUGCUUCUUUUAUUUUCUGGACUUCACCACAGAGCGAUGGCGUUUUUCCUCAGACAGAAAACUGCGAUGCUCCAAAUCUACCUCCUGGCUUUUGUCGCCGCAGUCCGAGCCCACAGCCGGCUGCUGCCAGGCUCCUGUAACUUUGAGUCCAACACCUGCGGAUAUACGUCAGACGCAGACUUUACCAGCUGGACUCUGCACAGAGACGGACAUUUUGUUGCCGUGGAAACCGCGAGCGACGACGCGGAGGGCAGCUCAGGUUCUGGUAUCGAACCAAAGAGAGAAGCGACAGGAAUCCUGCUGAGCCCGUCCCUGGAGCACGACGAGUGGAGCUGCGUGCGGCUGGUGUACCAGAUCGCCGAGUCGGGUCACAUGGAGGUUCUGAGGCGCAGCGAGGGGCGGAGCUUCGACACGCCGCUGUGGAGCAGCAGGACGCCAUCAGACAGCUGGGUCAUCGCCAGCGUGGAUCUGCACAACGCCACCGAGCCGUUCAGGAUUGUGAUCCAAGGUCGGGCUGGAGCGAGCGCAGGGAGCAGCGUGUCCAUCUUUGAGAUCCACAUCACCCCCGGAUACUGCCUGGACUGCGAUUUUGAGGAGCCUCACCUGUGCGGCUACAACAACCAGUGGAACGUGAACAUGAACUGGUACGUUGGCGGCGGCGGAGUCCAGCUGGUCCACAACGGCAUGCCGGACGAUCACACAUACCACAACAGGACAGGUCACUUCAUGUACGUCGACUCCAGCUACGCCAAGACGUUCAAAGAGGUCGCCAAGCUGGUGUCUCCCAUGGCGACGAUGCCGAUGUCCGGCUGCCUGAGCUUUCAGUACCAGCGAAGCGAGGAAAGAGGGAACAUGUUCACCGUUUUCACCCGGGACCGCCUGGGCCAGUACCAGGAGCUGUGGAGAGCCGAGCCGGACAACCGGGUCGACUUUAUCAGCCCCCCAGGAGAGUGGAUACCUGUGCAGGUGGACCUGAAGGCUCCAUACCCAGUGCAGGUGGUUUUUGAGGUGGGCUUUAACAGCCCGAGAGGCGGACAUGUUGCUCUGGACGACAUUUCCUUUUCUCCAGAGUUUUGUAACAAAGACACAGAGCCAACCUUCGAUCCGUCCAUCGCCAACUGUGAUUUUGAAUCUGGUCUCUGCCUCUACACCCAGGACCGGAGCGUCGCAUCGUCCUGGAGGAGAGUGUCGGUGAAACCCAACAUAUUCAGGAAUGGAGACCACACCACAGGGGCAG